Pygoscelis adeliae (Adelie penguin) is the source of this 1916-nucleotide messenger RNA. RefSeq names its product ring finger protein 26 (gene RNF26). The record is from RefSeq and is a predicted model, not a curated record. The transcript has a single exon. Gene Ontology annotation, biological process: ubiquitin-dependent protein catabolic process; protein ubiquitination. Gene Ontology annotation, molecular function: ubiquitin protein ligase activity. NCBI's taxonomy places the organism in Eukaryota, Metazoa, Chordata, Aves, Sphenisciformes, Spheniscidae. The annotation marks the transcript as partial.
CACCUCCUCUCGCACCUGGCGCUGCGGGGCAAGGAGCUGCUGCACCGCGGGCUCUGCGGCCUGCUGGGCUGCGGCCAGGCCCUGGCCAGGCAGGGCUGCGAGGGCCUGGCCAUCGGCACCAGCCUGCUGGCCUACCUCGUCAACAGCCUCGUCAACGUGUGCCUCAUCGGCACGCAGAACCUCUUCACCCUGCUCGCGGCCCUGUGGGACUCCGUCGCCGGCCCCUUCCUCAGAGUCACCGACCUGCUGGCUGCUUUCCUCGCGCACGUCUCCAGCGGUGCCAUCGCGGUGUCCAUCCUGCUGUGGUCGCCCUGCCAGCUGGCCUUCGAGCUCCUGGCCUCCGUCGCCGAGCUCUUCGUCAGCAUCUUCUUUGUGAAUAUUUAUGGUCUGGUCUUGCUCCUCCUCAUUAUUGUUGUCAGCGCCUUUGUCUUCAACCCCGGGCUGCUGUGGACGCUGACAGGCUACGUGCUGGGCUACUUCAACACGCUGCCUUCCUACCACCGCCUGCAGCGUGAUGUGUGGCGGCUCUAUCAGGUGGCGGUCCUGACGCUGGGUAUGGCCAUGACCUCCCAGGCCUGGCGCAGGUUGGUGGACUGGAGCCUGCAGGUGACCAACUGGAGCCAAGGAGGCAGGACGACGAACCGGGAAAGCAACCAGCGAGGGGCAGCUGCGCCCAUCCCGAGACCAGCGGCCCCUGGCAGGCUGAUGCUGGCAGGGGUCGGCCAGCUGCCAGCUGAGCACGAGGACCAGCCGGAUGCAGAGCAGGUACCGCAAGCGCGUCCUGCUCUGAGUCGAAGUGCCGUGGCAGGACAGCGUCUCCAGCCGUCCAGGGAGGAACCGAGCACCUCCUGGGGGAAAGCUCUGAGGAGGCAGCAGCUGAACGCAGCAGCUGGGGAUGGUGAGGGCACUCCGGAUAAUGACCCCUGGGUGCUCCUGAAAGAACAAGAGGAACGUAAGAAAUGUGUCAUCUGUCAAGACCAAACCAAGACAGUCCUGCUUCUGCCCUGCAGGCACCUGUGCCUGUGUCAGGAGUGCACGGAAGUCCUCCUGCAGCAGGCCAUCUACCAGCGCAACUGCCCGCUGUGCCGCCAGAUGAUCCUCCAGACGCUCAAUGUGUACUUGUGAACCCAAGGGGUGGGUGGCUUGGGUCAUUUUCCCAGGAGAUCAAGGGCACCCGUGUCUCUGUCUCUUUCCGGGAAGCAGAACGUCCCAGGGCUGCCUUGAGCGGCUUCCAAAGAACUAAGCAUGGUGCUGAAAGGGCAAAAGGCUGUUGGGGGUGUCUGCUAGCCAUACUUGCUACGUAACUAGAUUGUAGCUCUUGCUAGCAAGCACGAUAACCGAUCUCUGCAGCAGGCUGAAAGAGUUACCUUUUUUCUGUUGACAACUUUUGCUGUUUCAGGGCCUGUUGCCUCAAGCCUGCAGCAGUCUGAGAUCCAAAGCAGAGCACAGAAAGACGCUCUGGUCCCUCCUAGCCAAAGCUGAUGGAAAGGUUAAAGGCUAUGCCCUCCUGGGAAUCACAGGGGCUGGCGCAAGGCAAGGGAGGGCUUUUCCCAAGAUCUGACCAGAAAACUACCUGGCAGACUGCAUUCACGCCUCUGUUUCCUCCUCCCACCAUCUAAGUGGGGCAGCUCCCUGGGGAGGGAGAAGUGUGCCCCUUUUGCAAGGCCCUAGGAGAGCAACGAGCACACUCGAGCUUUUUAAGCUUUGCUACCAAAGGGCUGAGCCUGGCUCUCAGCUGGAGGAGAGCAGGGUUUCUGGGGUACUUCAGUAUCCCAGGCACCAUGGCUUUGGUUUUGGAACUUCCUGUUCCCCUUGCCAGGACAACGAGGAGCUGUGACGAACACAGGCUCGCUGCAGGCCGGCUGACUGCAGAGCUCAGUGUUGCUGCCGCUUCCACGCAUCACCUAUGCAAGACU